Molecule: messenger RNA, 2131 nt
Organism: Dicrocoelium dendriticum
Lineage: Eukaryota; Metazoa; Platyhelminthes; Trematoda; Plagiorchiida; Dicrocoeliidae
Source: the annotation of a GenBank genome assembly
GCUCACCCUUUACUUUUAGUUCACAUAAACCGGCCUGGCAGGGACUGCUAAUCAGGAAAAUUUGAGCAGCUUUUCACAUCUUACGCAGACCUAUCAAUUCCCGAUCUGACGCUACGCAAAACAGGAACAUUCACGGAAUUAUCUUAUCAUUCAAGUUCCAACUGAACUUGAACUUCAAAAUGAAGCUCGAAUGUUGACGUUGCGGUUGCCUUGGCUUGCCUACCGACGCACAAAACGGGACGCUCGUUAGGCGAAUGCCGGUUUCGUCCUUGAAGAUCUGCCCUAACCUUAAGAUUGGCUACUUGUAGCUCUGCAUGCUUGCUGUAGCGCAUCGGAGUGUCCCUACAGAAAGUCAACAGCCCAAUCGAACUACUUCACUCGAAACACCGCACAUUACGGUUCCCGUGUCUAUUAUCCGCUCCUCAUGGAUGCAGCUAAUGCCUUUGAAUGGGAGUUGUCAAAAGAGAACGUUUCCCGCUUACAUGGAGGGAGAUCAGUUGCUUUACUCAAUAAAGUCCUUUCUUCUCUCCAUACUGAAGACUUUCAACGUACACAAAAUCACUUGAAACGGCAUUUCGAACUGAAUCUCAACAAUCUUCCUAACUCGUUUGUGAAGUUACGCCUCUACCUUCGCUACAUACACUGGAUUGAGCAAACUAAUCCAAGUAUGCACCGUUCCACCGACUUUGAGACCCUACUGUUUCGGUGUGUUCGCGACUGUGGACAGCUCCCCAACGUUAAGAACGAUGAAGACUUUGUCGCUGUAUGGAUACGCCUGACGGAGUAUUGCGAUCAACCAGGCGAGUUGUUUGAGCUACUAUUCCGCCAAGGUGUGGGCACGAUGUGUACAAAAUUUUACGAGGCUUGGGCGAAUUGGCUCUGUUCGCACUCGCAAUUCGCUCGUGCCGCCUCCGUGUACGCCCAUGGGUUACGCGCCGGAGCACAGUCGCUGAUUCACUUGGAGGAUCAUGCAGAAAUGUUUGUCGCCCGGCUACGCGCACACAUAACCGCAGACCAUAGUAGAGAACAUGGUGUGGAUUUCAACGCCUCAUCCGACGCAUCGGUCAACCUUUCUUCGACAAGACAAACUUUGGCCGCCCUCUCCUUGGUACAACGGGAAUCUGACCCGGACAGCACUGAUCCCAAAGUGCCCGUUGUUCGAACGAGUCAUGUGUGGCACACCGACCAGUCCGGAUUACGCACAUCGAAAAACAUCUCCGUUUCCAACCAAAACUCUCGCGCACUCCCGCGAGUAAAUCUCAAGCCAGUCUCCAAGACAGCGGAAGUGGAAAACGAUGCGGCGGUACCGCUAUACACUUUACCCGCGGCAUCCGAACGCACGAGUGCAGAUGCUUCAGGAGAUUCUGAGCCGCUCUUUCGUCCAUUGGGACACCCCACUGCUUGGCAGAAGGAAAAUGUACCAAAAGCGACGACAUGGACUAGUCAACGACUUACCAGUUCUGGUGUGUCAUCAGCGCCUCCCAGGAGUCAACCCGAGUGGCGCGUCUACUCAGAGAAGACCAACGCAAAUGAACCUACUGACGGACCUCUCGGCGAUCGCAAUCGUCUUUCGAAUGGGAAACCGGCUACUUCAUCCGUGGGUAAACGCAAAGGUUUGGUCGUUUUGCGAGAUGCACCGCAGCAGUCUUCGCUGGUUCCUUCAACCCUGUCGUCGCUACGCUUGCCCACAUUCAUCCAUUUCCUAGAUGCACCUAAACCCAUCUGCGCAGACGGUGUGGAUUCGUCUGAACGUCUCGCUCUUUUGCAACGAGUGGAUCUUCCUUCUCUUCCAGUGGACCACUUGCCGAAUGAUGCGGAAUUUAGUUUCCCCCUAAACCUCAUCUAUGGCGGUGCGGAGGAGAUGUGUUGGGAAAUGCACCGCGGCACAAGAUGGAUUUCGGAUUUCGGCGAUUCUGCAUGCGUAGACACACCAGCGCAUCGUGGUCUGUGGGACACCGAGUCUGAAGCAAUUUUGGACGAGAUCGCAACCAUCUUACGUUGCCCAGAUGCGCCCAAGUUUGGCCGUCCGGAGGAUAUCUCUAUCGCUGUUACCGGAUCUAGUCGCGCAAUGUUGAUCAAAGAACUGGACCAAAUUGCCUCUGGCAAAAUGCCAACACAGAAACCCAACUAG